AACACAUCUAUAUAAUUAAGUAGCUGAAGUUUGAAGUUCAAGACUAGUCUGCUAUAUAAGAACAGCUGCCACUGUGCCAAACUGUUAAUCCAAUGAAAAAAUUUCAAGUUUCUAGGCAACAAGAAAAGUGUGGACUUAUAAAAUUCGUACCUAUGAAACUGGUCAUGAAGAACUUCCUGUAAACCAAUAUCUCUGGUUGUUCCUGCAUAGAAGACUAAAGGACAAAUAUGAACAUUUCAGUGCCUUCUGAGUAUCUUUUACUAAAAUCCAUGAAAACACGGGAUGACAGCUACAAGUUAUUUAGUAUGGAUGACAUAUGCUUCUGAUUAUGUCUAAAUGGAGCGUGAAACUGAUACACAACGUAGACGACGACUGGCAAGAGAAAGGAAACAACGCUUUCUUGCACGAAAAACACCAGAACAAGCAGCGCAAACACGACAGAGAAAAGCGGAACUAAGAGCUAAGAGACGACGAAACGAAAGUAGAGAAGAGAAAGAAAGACGACGCAUAGUUGAUAGACAAAGAUUUGCUAAUAGAGUAGAAAAUGAAAGUCAAGAAGAAGCUCAAGAAAGACGACAGAGGAAUGCAGAAAGUCAAAGACGAUUACGUGAAAGGCAAAAUGAAGAAGUACGUGAAGAAAGAAGAAGAGCUGUGAGACUAAGAUAUGCUGAGAGAAUAAAGAACGAAAGUGAAGAACAGGCAGAAAUUAGACGACGUUUAGAUAGGGAACGACAUCGCAAUAGAAACAAUAAUAGAAGUAACAUUGAAAAGGAAAAACAAGAAAAUACAAUUUCCAGUGCUAAUGACAUUUGUGAUGACUGUUCGUAAGUCUCGGGUAUAAACCUUCGAUCAAGUUAGAGUAUUUUUGCCUGAUCCAAUGUUUGUACAUGGACAAUUGUAUGUGGCUUUUGCGAGAACGAGAAAUGAAAAUAAUUUAAAAAUACUUGUGAAUGAUAGAGAAUCAAGGAAGAGUGAUGAAUGAUGAUCGAAUUUUUACUUAAAAUGUGCCGAUUAAAGAAUUACUUCGAGACUGAUGAAAUAAGCGAAGAGUGGGGUGCAUUUUGAAGGUGCAGACAAAUUCGUAUUAGUUAAAUUGUAUAAUUUUCGUUAAACAUACAACAGUGGAAAGAAUUUUAUAAUUGUAUGAACUUACUUGCAGCUAGCGUUUAUUUAAACUAAAGGUUAAAACCUUAGUUCUUGUAUUUAACAAAUUGUUAUACUUGUGCCAAGUUUCGGACUGCUUGAAAAACUUUUAAGAGAUUCUGUUUCUACACGCAAAUGUAAGCUAUAUUCCUGAUUUCGGAAAGCACAUUCCUCGGCUGAUCACUAUAAUAUGGAAAUAUCUAAACAUCUUUGUUAUUUUAAUGUAGUGUUUUUGAAAAUAACACUCAUCUGUCUAAAAACACUUUAUUAAAUAGAAAACAAGGCUGAGAAUAUUUAGGUUUGAGAAAAUUCUCUCAAAAACGUAUCUGAUGAAGUCCACUUUUCUAAGUUCUAAUAAAACAACCUUUUUAAAAUUAAUUGAGACAGCCAUGACAAUGCCCACUUAUAAUUCAAUCAAAGUUAAAAGAACCCCAUGUUGAGCUAUAAAAAAACAAGUCUAGAAAUGGUUUUUGCUAUGUAGAUAGCUUUGUAUAUAGCAUAUCUUUAUUCAUUUAUUUAUUCUAAUGUUAUUAUUAGUACUGUAACAUUUGUGAAAUGUCUGUUCUUAACGAAAUGAUGGAUGUGUUUCUUGUCCAGUUUUGAGUAUAUAUAGUUAUUGUACAAGUAAUUCUUUUUCUGUAAUAACAAAAUAUAUAAUAGAAUAUAUUCUUCAAUGUAGCUAAGUUUUGCUUCCUAUUUCACUUUCAUUAGUUUCUGUAUAUUUAAUAAAUCUGUGAAACAUUACUCAUUUACUGUAAUUUUCCACAAAUACAUUAUGUAUUUCAACAUUUUGAAAUGUAUAUAAUUUCUGUUUUCCAUUUUACAGAAGUAUCCCCACAUUGAAAAGCUAACUUACUAUAACAUGAUGAGAACACUCUGUCAUUACUGAUGCAUAUAUUAUUCUAAAAUGUUUUCAAGUAAAAACCAGUUUUAAAACAAUGGUCUAAAUUUUUACUAAAAUGAUGUUUACUCUUAACAUAAUACAGAAAGUCCAAACUAAGUAAAAGAAUUGUACUAAACCUAUCUAGAAGUACAGAGGUGUUUUUUUUAUCAAUAUUACUAGCACUAGUAUAUAAAUAGUGUAGCACAACAUAAGAUUAAUUUUCUGAGUUGAAACAUGCUUUACAUUAUUUCAAGUUUUAAACUGAGAAAUUAAGUUCAUGAACAGACUUUUGAUAUAAAAAUAUAUUUGACGGUCCACUGCAAAUGGACUUCAAGUAAUGUGAAUAUCUGUAACUACUUGGUGAAGAAACAAGUGUAUGACUGUUAUUAUAAGCAAAUAAAAUUUCUAAAUUCA
Messenger RNA from Limulus polyphemus (Atlantic horseshoe crab), 2440 nucleotides. RefSeq lists its product as uncharacterized. The coding region runs from base 337 to 828 and encodes 163 amino acids. The transcript has 2 exons. Lineage: Eukaryota; Metazoa; Arthropoda; Merostomata; Xiphosura; Limulidae. Gene Ontology annotation, molecular function: DNA-binding transcription factor activity. Gene Ontology annotation, biological process: regulation of DNA-templated transcription. The record is from RefSeq and is a predicted model, not a curated record.